Messenger RNA from Candoia aspera, 2170 nucleotides. It is a transcript of the gene CD79A, whose product is annotated as CD79a molecule. Gene Ontology annotation, biological process: B cell receptor signaling pathway; B cell differentiation. Gene Ontology annotation, molecular function: transmembrane signaling receptor activity. The transcript is spliced from 5 exons. Gene Ontology annotation, cellular component: membrane; external side of plasma membrane; B cell receptor complex. NCBI's taxonomy places the organism in Eukaryota, Metazoa, Chordata, Lepidosauria, Squamata, Candoiidae. The record is from RefSeq and is a predicted model, not a curated record. The coding region runs from base 109 to 957 and encodes 282 amino acids.
UGGUAUCUGCUUAAAACAGGAAAAGAAAAAUGAACAACUAAAACAACCCUGAAGUCCAGCAGUUGCACAGAUGCCGAGGACAAUCGUAGCAGUAGGAUAAUUAACAGGAUGGAAGUUGGUCGAUAUCAUCUUUGUUCUCUGCUUCUCCUGGGGGUCUUUUCAGGUUGUAUUUAUGGAAACCUAACUAUUUAUACCACUAACGUAAUUCCAGCAAGAGAGCAAGUCGAUAGCACCGAUCAAAAUCCUGGAAAAACAAAAGACCGCGUUCUAACUACUCAGACUGUGGCAGCGGAGAAUAACAUUCAGAAUUCCAAGUCUUUGAUGGAACAUCUUUCCCAGGUUCCCAUAAUUGUGAAACCUGUAGAUACCUCUCAAAUAAUUUUUGAAGGGAGAUCUGCCACUCUGGAGUGUAGAUUUAAGGCCCCAAGCGAGGCAAAGGUCUCCUGGAGAAAAUCUUGCUUCCCAAAUUGUAGCAGCAGCUUGGAGGUCCACAGUUCCAACCACCACAAGAUCUCUGUAGACACCGCUUACGGCUUGUCAACACUCUCCUUCCCUCAGACCCAAAAGAAUGAUACUGGGAUGUACUACUGCUUUGUAUAUGCUGGCAGCAGUCAGGGGAAAUCAUGUGGAACAUACCUAUGGGUCAGAAGACCUCGCCCCAUCUCCUUCCUGAAUAUGAGUGAAUCCAUAAAAAACAAGAUUAUCACAGUAGAGGGAUUCCUUCUACUUAUCUGUGCCAUUGGUCCUGGUCUUUUUCUACUGUUCAAGAGAUGGGAAAAUGAGCGCCUCUUGAAGGCCAAGAAGAAAGCUUGUGAAGAAGAGAACCUGUAUGAGGGACUGAACCUGGAUGACUGCUCAAUGUAUGAGGACAUCUCCAAGGGUUUACAAGCUACCUACCAAGAUAUAGGCAACGUCAAAGUGAUUGAUUUACAGCUAGAGAAACCAGAGAAACCAUGAUUUAAAAAAAGCUUGUCAUUUUCUAAAGUUUAUUGAACAUUUUAUUUUAAAAUGCUUUCUUGAUUUCUCUUGCUGAUGUGUAUAUAUGUAAUGGUGAAGGGAUUUUGUAUCUUUCUGGUUUUAGAGAAUAAUUUGUAUUAUUAGAGUUUUAAUCUUCAGUAGGGAAGUGAGCUCUGCAUUGUCAAAAACUGGCUUGAAUAGAAUACUGUAAAUGAAAUAAGCAAAAAGAUAUCCUUUGGUGUUCCAAACAAAAUAUUCUGAUAAUAUAUUCAUCUGCUAUUUCAUAAUUCGCUUUCUGAUUCCUGAUUACCAAUAUUUUAAAGCAUCUCUCUGAGAUUCUGAAACAUAAGCAAAUGGUUAAAUAUUACCUAGGGUGACAUUUACAAUUGAUUCAUUCCUUGUGCUUGCUUUCAACUUCUCAGUUUGUGUGAAAAGAAGCAUGUCUAUAAACCAUAUUUGUAUUCAUUGCAAAUUAGUAUUUUCUCUUCUAGAUUGAACAUUUGAAAGAUUAUCUCAUAUUUGUAGAAAAACCUUGCUGUGGAUGGUGCUAAUUGUGUAGUGGGUAUGUUCUCUCUAAGGAAACAAAGAAAAAUGUCAUCACACAUCCCAACGUCUAGAGUAGCUGCAUAUAACCCUUUUUAAAUAUAAGCCUGGUAAAAUAAACAAAUGUCUCAUUUUCCCUGCAAGAACAUGAAUGGAUAAAGGUAUUUGUGGUGCUUUAUAUGAAGAAAUAAGAUGUAAGAAGAGGUCUAGGAAGUCCAGCAACAGGUCUAUAUUCUCCUUGGUAGAACAUUGACUCCUGUAACAUCUGCAAAUUUUUUUUAAAAAGGAACAGGCUGGAAUGACACGGAUGAAUAAGCCAUUGCAAUGUUUCUCCUCACUGUUUAUUUGCCAUUUUAAUGCUUUCCCAUUCUUUAGGGGGAAAUAUAGCUUUAUUUCUACUGCAGACUUGUGAAUAAAGCCUUUUCCUCAUUUUCUUCACAGAGCAAACAGCAGCAAAAACAAGUGAUGAGAUUUGUGGUGGUGGGAUAAAUUUCAAAGACCAUGGGUUUUGGCUUUAGUGGGUGCCAACAACUUUCAUGGGAUAAGUCUUCAGCACUUGGCAACAUUUUUAAUUCAAGCCCUGUUGUAUUCCUAGGGUGAUAUAACCAUAACUUGAUUGUCCCUUUUUCUGAUUGUGAAUUAGGAUUUUAAUAAACUAAACUUUAUUUUA